CAAAGCGCGGUUAAUUGAAAUUUGAAAGUGUUGUGUGUUCCGUGUGUUGUUCACUGACUUUUGGAGGUUAUUUUUGCUGAAAUGCAUCGUAACUACUUUUGAAUUACAUCUUCGCUGUAGUACGUACGUUAUCUAAGAAUCCUGCACUAUCUACCAAUAAAGAAAUUAGUGAAAGUGUUUUCCGAAAUGAAAUGUCUGUGUUGUCAAACUUGCAGCAAGUAAUGAGCGAAUUCAUCAUCGUUCAAGUUGGCCAAUGUGGUAAUCAGAUAGGAAACGAAUUCUGGCCACUUGUUCUUCAGGAACAUGGUAUCCAUUGGAAGAAUCAGAAAAUUUCCACACAGAAGCUACAGAAAUCUAAGCAAAUGGAACUAUCAAAAGCACUCCACAGUUUCUUCUCCGUACCCAAAUCUUCAACAGAAUCCACGUACAAAACUGUGACUGACUUGGAGAGAGGAAAGGUAAAAGCAAGGGCUUUAUGCAUUGACAUGGAAGACAGUGUUGUAGCUAAUUACAGAAAUGGGCCAUUGCGCAACAUAUUUGAUAAAGCCUGCUUACUGACAAAUUAUCCUGGCUCGGGAAAUAAUUGGGCUGAAGGAAACUUGUCUCAUGGUAGAAGAUACGCAAGCAAGAUAGAAAACUUGCUUCGGAAGUCAGCAGAAUCUUGCGAUCAGUUGCAUGGUUUCUUGCUCCUUUUCUCAGUUGGAGGUGGCACAGGCUCUGGUCUGGGAUCUUCUCUGCUGCCAUUAUUAUCAGACAUUUUUCCAGAUGUACACAGGUUGGUGACAUGUGUUUAUCCUGCUGGCAAUGAUGAUGUUAUAACAGCUCCUUAUAAUGCUGCUCUAGCCACACAACAAUUGACAGAUCAUGCCGACUGUGUCUUUCCAGUUGGAAAUAAGGCACUGAUUGAUAUAUGCAGCCGCAUGCGCAGAAGUCGAGAUGAGGAAGUGGUUCGUCGAAUUGUCAGAUCCAAACCAUUUCAGGAUAUGAAUCAUAUCAUUGUUCAUAUGCUUCUCAAUUUAACAAGUGGAGCUAGAUUUCCUGGGACUCUCAAUGUUGAUAUGGGUGACAUUCCAACUAAUAUGGUGCCAUUCCCAGGACUGCAUUAUAUUUCCAGUGCUAUUAGUCCCCUGGGGGCACUGUUGAGGAAAGAAGAACUUUUUCCUGCUGUUUGGUCAAGGGACAACCAAUUAAUUAAUGUUGAUCCAGUGUCAGGAGUUACUAUGGCAUCUCUUCUUGUUGCCAGAGGAGCUGUGUCUCUUGUUGAAAUGCGCUCAAAUAUUGACAGGUAUCAGAAGAAGAUUAAAGUUGCCCCAUGGAGUGAGGAUGCAAUUAAAACUGGUCUUUGUUCUGUCCCUCCAGCUUAUUGCCCUUCAUCAGUUUUGGGACUUUAUAACACAUCAUCAAUGACUGAUCUUUUUGAGAACGUAUUAACACAGUUUAAAAAACUCUAUAGCCGAAAGAUCCCAGAUUUAAUAAAGGCAAAUGGCCCAAAUCUUUUACAUAAAAUACAGAAAUUACUUAAUGAGCUGGAGCAAGAGGAGAAUGACAGCAACAUUUAUGACCCGACAAGUGAAGAUGAACCCAAUAACAUUGAAGAGGAUGAUAUUGACCUUACAGAUGAUUAGAGUGAAGAUCGCCAAAUUACAGUCAUUGGUGCAGACCUUCCAAAUUCUGGCAAAAAAUGGAGCGAUACUCUGUUCCGAUCAAGAAAACGAUCCAGGAUUGUUUCUUCAUCUUUCGGUGGCUAGGACUACAUCAUUUGGACUCAAAAGAUCUCUCUGCAGGGUAAGGAUGGACGUCGCUGGUCAUCUUCAGCUCCUAAAAACAAGACAGUGCCUACACCUCAAAAAAAUAUUAUCCAUCAUAUUCAGUCCCCUAUUAGUGGUGCUAGAAAUGCUGCUACACCGUUAGAAAUAUUUUCUUUAUUUGUCACAGAUGACAUGUUACAAUUAAUAGUAAAUCACAUGAAAAAAGAGGUAAUGAGGAAAAUAUCAAAAUCCAAAGAGCACUCAAGAGUACAACUUCCACUGAAGAAUUAAAAACUUUAAGUGGUAUCCUGAUCUUGACAUCAGCUUUGAAGAAUAACUAUUUAUCAACUUGUGAAUUAUUUGACAGUAAUUCAUGUAGCCC
Messenger RNA from Schistocerca americana (American grasshopper), 2130 nucleotides. Its product is annotated as tubulin epsilon chain-like. Gene Ontology annotation, molecular function: structural constituent of cytoskeleton; GTP binding. Gene Ontology annotation, cellular component: microtubule; cytoplasm. The record is from RefSeq and is a predicted model, not a curated record. The transcript is spliced from 10 exons. Lineage: Eukaryota; Metazoa; Arthropoda; Insecta; Orthoptera; Acrididae. Bases 192 to 1625 code for a protein of 477 amino acids. Gene Ontology annotation, biological process: mitotic cell cycle; microtubule cytoskeleton organization.